Messenger RNA from Scatophagus argus, 6821 nucleotides. RefSeq names its product ribosomal protein S6 kinase polypeptide 1 (gene rps6kc1). The transcript is spliced from 14 exons. The record is from RefSeq and is a predicted model, not a curated record. Gene Ontology annotation, biological process: protein phosphorylation. Gene Ontology annotation, cellular component: early endosome. Bases 104 to 3238 code for a protein of 1044 amino acids. NCBI's taxonomy places the organism in Eukaryota, Metazoa, Chordata, Actinopteri, Scatophagidae. Gene Ontology annotation, molecular function: phosphatidylinositol binding; protein kinase activity; ATP binding.
GAGGGGGAGCUCUAACUUCUUUGCCUGCCUGUCAGUGUGCUGUCACGGAUUGAAUGUGUACGGCUAGCCGGCUCAUAGCAUCGGCAAUGUUGUCACUAUCAGAAUGAUAUCGCAGCGGGACAGAGGAGAACUUGCUCGGUUUUAUACUGUCACGGAUCCUAAGAAGCACCAGAAAGGCUAUACUGUGUACAAAGUCACCGCAAGGAUAAUCUCCAGGAAGAACCCAGAGGAUGUCCAAGAGAUAACAGUAUGGAAGAGAUACAGUGAUUUCCGGAAGCUUCAUCAAAACCUCUGGCAGCUGCACAAGAAUGUAUGUAGCCAGUCGGAGCUGUUUCCUCCCUUUGCCAGGGCCAAAGUGUUUGGUCGUUUUGAUGACUCAGUAAUUGAGGAAAGAAGACAGUGCUCUGAGGAUCUGCUACAGUUUUCAGCCAAUAUUCCUGCUCUCUAUAGUAGUCAGCACAUCCAAGAUUUUUUCAAGGGAGGUGAGGUCCACGACGGCUCAGAGCUCAUUGGACCAGCUGAGCCGUUUUCUGACUUCCUGGCCGACAGUUUAUCAGACUGCAGCUCUGACGUUCAAAGAGACAUCAGUGGUGCGGAUGAUUUAACGAUCACAUCUGAGUAUGGAGGCCCGUCCAGUGACAGCGACCUGACCUCUCUGGCUGUGGAUACAGACUCUUUGGCUGGAUUAGACGAUGGCAUGGCCUCAGGCCGCACCUCCCCAAACCAGCCACAGGGGGGAGCCACCAACAUUAGCAGCAGCUGCAGUCCACGCUUGUCCUCUCUGCACGAUCAUCACACCCCAUCCCCUGCUUCAGCUCCUGCCUCCUCAGCACCUAACCCUGAGGUCAGCUGGCCAGGCCGAACGCCGAUCUUCUCCGGCAGUCUGAAGAAAGCCAGUGGUGGCAAACCUAAGGACGCGAAGUCGGACUACCUAGAUAGAGCCAGUGAGCUCAUCAGUUUGGCUGUACAGAAAGAGAAGGAGCAGGACUUCCAGGCAGCUUUUUCCUGCUAUCGCAGCGGAGUGGACCUGCUGCUGCAAGGAGUGCAAGGUGAGCCCAGUCCCACACGGCGAGAGGCAGUGAAGAAGAAGACGGCAGAGUAUCUGAUGCGUGCAGAACAAAUAUCCAGUCAGCAUCUGAGAAGCAACAUGGGUCAAGGGUCAACGCAGACAGUGGCUUUGGGGGCGCAGUGCUGCCCGUCCACCAGCAGAGGAGGCCGGCAGAGUCCAUCUGAAGAGCUGAGAGCUUACAGAGUGUUGGGGGUCAUAGAUAAGGUUCUUUUGGUCAUGGACAAGAGAACGCAAGAGACGCUCAUCCUCAAAGGUCUGAGGAAGAGCAGUGAGUGUGGGUUGACUAAGAGGACAAUCAUGCCUCACUCUGUACCCCACAUGGUGCAGCUGAGGAAGUUUGUCGUCUCAGAGGACACAGUUUUCCUUUUGUUGCAGUAUGCUGAAGGUGGGAAGCUUUGGUCUCACAUUGGAAAGUACCUUCGUAAUUCCAGCCCAGAUGAGAGUUUUGACAUCCCUUUCAUCCAGAAGAGCCACACAACGGCCAUACAUUCUCCACAACAUGCCGUACCACAGCUGGAUAUGGGUUCUGUCAGUUCUGGUUCUGGGCCGGUACCUUGUUCCGAUUCAGUCUCAGGACUGCAGAAUGAAGUCAAGAACCUCAUCACGUCUCCUCAGAGAAAUGUUCUCCCUCCCAGGCUUAUUGAACAAAUUGGGGCCCAGUCAGAUUCUGGAGCCACUUCUGAGGAAGAGUGCACCACCAGUUAUUUGACACUUUGCAAUGAGUAUGAACAAGAGAAAGUAGAACCAGAUGCACUGGAAGAGGAGGAAGAGAAGAGUGAACAGGAAAUGCUGUCACUGGAAGUGCCCGUUGGGACAACCACCACUUCCUCACGUAGCCGUUCGCUGCUUAGUAACGACAGUCUCUCCUCACCUGUCAGCUCUCAGGAACUUGGCUUUUUCACAGAGUCGUCCGAUAAAAGUGGCCACACCCUUGAUAAUGAGCAAUAUCAUAAUGAGGGACAGGACCACAAUGAAGUCUUCAGUCCUUUGCCAUCCCCUGCUGUGCCUCUGUCUUUGGAUCAGUCCAAGCACACGCCAAUGGAGUUUUUCCGUAUUGACAGCAAAGACAGCGCAAGCGAGGCGACCUGUCUCGAUUUAGGAGAGCAGCGCACAUCUCACAAGCAGGUCCCCGUUUUUUCUACAUCUGAUCUGGGCUCAGAUGUCACUGAGGACCUUCCAGAGCUGGCUCAGGAGGUCAAGGGCCACAGUUUGGAGCUUUGGGGGCUGGACUGCAGUGAUAAAGGCUCCAAUGAGUCGGUGCCAGUCAUCUCAUUUGAAGAGGCAGUGGUUGAGGAUGAGGGUCACCCACCAGACCUUUUGGUCAACCUGCCUGUAAUGAGCGGGACUGUACACUGUUUUCAGGAGGAAUUGGAGGCUUCAGGAGUGUGUCUGGGCCUUGAGGCCACAGCCUCUCCUCAGAAAUUCAUCCAGCCUGAUGUUUUACAGCUCCAUAGCCAGCCUGAGGAAGGGGAAGAUGAAAUGCUGGAGCAGGAGCUGUCAUCUUUGUGUACAGCCUCUGCAACUUGUGACAACAGUGUUGCGUCUUCAUCUCCCUUCAACUCUGUGUGGGAUGACAGUGGCUUAGUGUUUGGGCAAGAGGCCUCUGACAACAUGUUGGUUCACCCUGCAUGCCAAAAUAAUGACCUUCCCAUUGACCUUCCAGUUACUAACUCACUUAAUGAGAAACUAGAGGCCAGCACAAGAGUAAAUACAGACUUGGUUCUGCACCCCAGUGGCAGCAGCACAGGCUCGAUCCCAUCUGCAAACGGGACUGAGGCCUGUGCAGUCGUUAAGAGUUUAUUAGGUCUUGAUGGCCAAACAUCACAAGAUAUUAGUAAUACAGGUGGCAGCGAAUUUGAUAAAGAAGUAUCACGGCUGUUUGCAGAGCUGGACGAGCUGUCGUUGGCUGCAUCCCAAGCUCGCAUCCCGGAGGAGUUUGUACGAUACUGGGCCGCAGAGAUGGUGACAGCCCUGGAUUCUCUGCACCAAGAGGGCAUCGUCUGUCGAGACCUAAAUCCCAACAACAUCCUGCUCGAUCACCAAGGUCAUGUUCAGCUUACCUACUUCUGUAGCUGGAGUGACGUGGAGGAGUCCUGUGACAAAGAGGCCAUUGUCAAUAUGUACUGUGCACCAGUUAAAGGAACCGCAUCUAAAGGAUUCACAGAAUAAUCAUCAUGGUAGUGUUAUUUCAUAUUUUAAAACUCAGACUGGAUACUAUCUUGAGGAUAAACUAGAAAUAUCUUCUAAAUAUCUAUCUGUCUUCAGUCUUUGUUUUCGACUCUUGGAGUCAAAGUUUUGAGAAACUGGAUCUUGUUGCAGGUUUCUCAUUGUCCUGUAGAGAGUGCUGUUGUGCAACAGUGAGCCAGUAGUGCAAAAACCCCAAUGCGUUGCCCCCAGCGGGUUUGUGGCAGCUCUGGCAUGCGGUUUACAAGCUGCCUAAAACAAACUGCUGCUAGACUACAGAACCGUGUCCCUACUUAGCACUUCUCAGCAUAUAUAUAUGUAUGUCUGUGUGUGUGUGUGUGUUUGAUAGAUGGGUAAGUUUUCCAAUAUAUUGUUGCAUUGCGCACAUGGCUUCACACCUGGGCAGCUGGAUAAAUUAUAUGUGAUGUGUUUACUUACAUCUUUCUUAAAUAUGCAGGAUGCACUCAGAGACGCACACAGUGACCCUCACACUCAUUCACUCUCCCACGCGCUCAUGUUAUCAGUCCGAUUCAUCCUGUCUCUCUCGAGCCCGGAAGGUCACUUCAGAUUUAAAUCCUCCUUGUGACUAGAGCAUACAGUGUGCCACCGUUGUAAUAAAUCUGAAAGCAACAAAUACUCCAUGUAAUAUCCAAAGUGUGCAAUUUACCCUCAGCAGCAGCUUGUUUAAAAGCCUACUAAUGGAAAUAGAAGCACACAGUGACCAGCAGUAGAUGACCUAAAGACACAGGAGUAAAGCUCAGCUCAAGGAGCUUUAGGCAUAGCGUAGCUUAAAAUCUAAGUGCUACACCGAGACAUGUUUGCCACUUAAGUCAUUGUGUAAUUAAUGCAGCAAUUUUCUUGUUAACAGAAGCAGCGCAGCAUUUUUACACUUGCCUAAGAGCAUAGAUGGUUGGUCUCAAAGGCAGCAUGAAACAGUCUUGUGGAUUUUAAAAAUAAAUUUGGCAUUUAAAUGUAAUUUUUAAAGAAGAUGGAUUUUACAAAAUACACACUUCACUUACAGUUAGUUAAUAGUUAGUUUAGCCACUUCUGCAGCAGUUAGUGCAAAAUUAUUAUUCUUCCUGUUAGUUAUUUGUUUAAACUGCUGUUCUGUCUUAUAUGUCAUAUUUUGUCUGAACAGCAAUCAAAAAAAAACUGGGAGGUCUUGGCUUCUUUACUGGACAGAUGAUGGAAAUGAUUAAUUGAUUCUCAAAACUGUAAUUGAUUUACAUGCAUAAGUUAAUCACCCGAUCUUUUCAGUACCAUAUUUAGAUGUAGUUUGGUUUGACUACAAAGUCAGAUAUUAACACAAUUGCUGCGGAAGAUGAGAGGAGCUGAAGCAGGCAAUGAAACUUGGCUUUAUGGUUUACAUCUUCUACAGUAGCUCCUGACAGAAUAAAAAUUUUAACCUUAAGCAAAAGACAUAUUUAAUACCAGUUAAAAGUGUCAAAUGUUUGGUAUAAAAGCCAGGAGUGAACUGACCUCAGACCAUGUGUGAAAAGUCUUGCUGGUUAAAUGACUGUUGAUCCCAUGGGCCUCUGUGGAUGUCAUACGCAAUGGCAGCCAGCAGGGGGUGUGUUAUGCUGUUGUUGAGCGACUUCCACAUUGAUUGACCGUGCUACUCGACCACUGGCAACUGUUUAACUUUUACUUAUGUCUCUCUACCUUCAUUUGUUAAUGCGGUAAAUUUGUGAAUAUUCAUAUUACAAAGCAAUAGCUGUCACCCAUUCUGCUUGUAUGCAGAUCUGGUACAGCACAUCUCUGUUGAUUCUUGUGAAUAAGCACACACACACACACACACACUUAAUGCAGAGGUUAGUGUGUGUGUGUGUGUAUGUGUAUGUCUCUCCUGCCCUUGUUAUGUAUUGCUGUUUAUCCAGACAGGGUCAGCUCUAGCGAUGGCUUCAUUCCUGAUGACAGAUUUAUGACUGUUUGCCAGAAAGCUAGCAGGGGGUCUGCUGUGACCGUGUGUGUGUGUGUGUGUGUGUGUGUGUGUGUGUGUGUGUAAGAAGGAGGGAAACAUGUUUUUAAAAGGCACACGUUCACACCCAAAUAACACGGGAGUGGACUUGGAAAAUACUGUGGCAGGGAUUUAAUCUAUUUAUUCUGCGCUUCUGCUUAUUUACUUUCUCACUGUUUCAUCAUUAUCCAUAAACAUCUGAUGGGUAAUGUUUUGUUUCUCGAUAAGAAAAAAACUGUGAGCUGUUGGGUGACUGACGCAACCUAAUUUGAGCAGAAAUGGAAAUUGUGUAUUGUUCUGUUGAGAGGGAAGCAAAGACAAAACUGAUUGUCUUCAGUGUCUAAGAACAAGGAAAUUCAGUAUUCUUCCCCUCUGAGGUAACAAGUCAGUUACUGAGGACUCCACCAUCGUACUUGCUGUUUGCUUUCACUGUUAUGUUUUGGGUUUUUUUUUUUCUUUUACCUGCUCUGCCACAGGAUGAUCUAAUGGAAGAUAAAGUUUAGUUCCCCUUUUCACACGUAGCUGUCAUCUCAUUGUUUUGAAAAGCUUUUCACAAGUAAAACGUACUUCUGCUUUAUUAUUUGAAUGUAUUUUUUAUCUUUCUUCUCAGUGAAUGACUCAUUGGAUUGUUCUAGGUUUGUUUUUUGAACAUAUAACUUUCUUGUUUUCAUCAACAAUUGGCAUCAUUUCAACAGAGCCUCCUCAGCUCAUAAGACACACACACACACACACUCACUCUCACAAAGUCUUGGAACAUCACCCACACACUGAUCCCUCCUGACUUCCUACCUGCGUACACUUCACUUCCUCUUUCAACAAUGAUCGUCGGUUAAGUUUUUAGGGAAGUCAGCCUAAGAGGAGAAGAGUGAAAGUUCCUUAUAGCCCCCAGGAGAGAGGAGAUGGAGUGCGAUUAAGAUACAAAGGAGGAGGGAACUGCAUGGUUCAGGGGAAAGGGAAGAAGAAGAGGCCACGAGGUGAACACAUCGUAUUGUUGUAUCUGGACUUCUCAGUACCCUUUUGUUAUUCUUAGAGUUCUCGUCAUUUGUUCUUUCGUGUGCUGUUCAAGAAAGAAGGUUAAUGGAGGAAUAGUCAAAUUUUAAAAAUGUACACAUCACACAGGGUAACAGUGGGCUUUGAGUGACCUAUGGCCCGUGGAUGCAGUUAAUUCUCCCUUCCUACCCUCUUUCUCUCUAGCACCCUCUCUCCCUGCCUCGCUCUGACAGAGCGGUAAGUGUAGCCGGCUCCACUGUACUCUCCCUGCAGCUCCUUAGACAUUAAUCCAUUGUGAUGACAUCGACCUUGCUCUGAGACGUGUGCUUGUGUGAGUGUGUGUUGUGUGUGUCCACUUUUUGCCCUCCAGCUCAUAACCACGCAGGUAUCACUAGUCCAUUCAAUGACGAUCUUCUCUCCUUGGCUGUCAAAACAGUAGUCCUGGGGAGCCCUGAAGACUGGUUGCUCAGUUUGCUGCGCGUGUGUUUGUGCGUGCAUGUAUAUGCGUGUAUACGAAAUCGUAUCAUGGCCCUCACUAACCUUAGCUGCAAGAGAGCCACGCAGACCCCUGGAGUUCCCGGCAGCCUCCAGGAGAUGAUGGGUCUUUGUCUCUUAUGCUCC